CUGGGCUGGGACCCAGAUGCCCUCCAUCUUUGGUGGGCGGGAUCUGAAGAGGGCCCGCCCCUGCCCAGCCCACCCCCAAGCCCUCUGCACCCACCUCUCCUGCCAGUCCUGAGCAGGAAGGUGCGGGGAGCACACCCCUGGGGAGGGGCACCUGCCAGGUGGGCCCAUAAAGAGGUGAGUAUCUGAGACCACGGCGACAAUGAGCACUUACUUUGUCCCCGCUGACAUGGGGCCUUGGCCUGCCCUGUGGGUGAUGCUCAUCCUGCUUAAAGGCCAGUCCUCAAACACCCAGCCAGGCAUGAUCUCUGUCUUACAGAGUUUCCAGGAAGACCAGUUCCAGGGGGAAUGGUUUGUUGUCGGCCUGGCGGGCAGCGCCCACAGGAAGACAGACAGUUCCGUGCUGAGCCCGUUCACUGCGACGUUCGAGAAGAAUGAAAACGGCAGCCUUAAAGUGUCAUAUGCCAUGACCCGGGGCCACCGCUGUAUCACCUGGUCUUAUGUGCUGAUCGCAGCGGCCCAGCCUGGGGGCUUCUCAGUGGACAACACAGCGGCGCCCGGGAAAGGCCCCCGAGGAGCUCCAGGUGCACUCACUGACUACAGCGAGUUUGCUCUGAUGCUGUCCAGGAGACGGUCGGGCGGCCAGAGCGUCCUCACGGUCAGCCUGCUGUGCAGGACGUGGGUGAUAGGGACCCGGGUGCUGGAGAGGUUCGUCCACCUGGUCAGAGCUCAGGGCCUCUCGGAUAACAACGUCGUCUUCCCGGACUCGGCCGGUCCCGGGCUCUCAGGCUGCGGCGGGAGCCCGGACCCAGCGUAGGUAGCUGCCCAUGGGCCUCAAAAGCCCUGGGGGAGCCCGGCGGGCCGGUCCCCCCAUCCAAGCACCCGUUGAAGGUGGACGCCGCUCCUCGCCGGCCAAGGCCUGUGUCACUGCCCCGCACUGCCCUCUUCUGCCCUCGGCAUGAAAUAAAUGCUCCGUGUUGGGAUCCAGGCGUGCGACCCACUGUGACCUCGGGUGGGUAGGGGGAGCCCGAAGUAGGGGCCUCUGAGCACACUCACCCACCCCAGCCCACCAGGCCUGUCCUUGCCCUCCAGGCUUCCUGGGGUGUGUGUGUGUGUGUGCAUGCGUGUGUGGCUUUGCAGGCCCUCGUGGAUUGCACAAGUUGGUCCCGGGACAAGGCCCCUACAUCCUCCCCACUCAGCCCCCCACUGGGCAAGUUCAUAGACCCCACCUCCAACCCCACACCCCCUCCGAGCCCUGCAGCUGCCAUGAGGGGUGCAGCUGGGGCCCCAGAACACGAGCAGGCCUCGUAUCCUCGUAUCUGGAUACAGAGGCCCCGGCCUUGGGGGCGGGGGGGGGCGCAGACAGGUUUGGCUUCCUGCCGGUGGGCACGCGGGGACGACUUCCCUAGGCCUGACCUCCACUGGGUGUACGGACCCUUCGGGUACGGAGAGCCACAGCCCGGGACUCCGGCACGCUUGUGCACACUCGAGGGCAGCUCACAGCUGCCCGACCCCAGACAGGACCAGCCCUCCCGAGUCUCCCCCCAUCUUGGCCCCCACGGCGCUCCGAGCAGGGGGGCAGCGGGCCAAGCCCAGGGCCCAAAGUGGAGCUGGCCCCACCACAGAUGAAACAACAUCUAGAGAGGUCUCUUGCUCUGUGUCAGCUCGAGUUUCUUUGGCCCGAGUGGAUGCCCCCAAUCCGGGCCUGCUCCCCCCCUCCCAAUCGAGGGUCAGCAGAAGGAAA
Leopardus geoffroyi (Geoffroy's cat) is the source of this 1741-nucleotide messenger RNA. It is a transcript of the gene LCN12, whose product is annotated as lipocalin 12. Lineage: Eukaryota; Metazoa; Chordata; Mammalia; Carnivora; Felidae. Gene Ontology annotation, molecular function: small molecule binding. The record is from RefSeq and is a predicted model, not a curated record. The transcript is spliced from 6 exons. The coding region runs from base 200 to 814 and encodes 204 amino acids.